Messenger RNA from Schistocerca cancellata (South American locust), 1793 nucleotides. RefSeq names its product actin-like protein 6A. The transcript is spliced from 4 exons. The record is from RefSeq and is a predicted model, not a curated record. Gene Ontology annotation, biological process: nervous system development; regulation of transcription by RNA polymerase II. Gene Ontology annotation, cellular component: NuA4 histone acetyltransferase complex; SWI/SNF complex. Gene Ontology annotation, molecular function: chromatin binding. Lineage: Eukaryota; Metazoa; Arthropoda; Insecta; Orthoptera; Acrididae. Bases 87 to 1340 code for a protein of 417 amino acids.
UGAGUGCGAGAGAAGCAUUGUUUGUUUACAAACUUAGUUCUACCGGUAGAAAGUAGUGAAGCUGUAGUUCUAUUUGGGGCGGUAGUAUGGAAGUUUCAGAAGAUUCUUAUUCAGUGGUGAUAGAUGUUGGACAUUAUACAGUGCGAAUAGGGUGUUCGCAAGAUGAUAGUCCAAGAAUGGAAUUGCCAUCUCAAGUUGGAAUUUUAGAUCAUUUGAGUUCGACGGAAGCUGGAAAAGCGUCGUGUUCCUACGUAACACAACCGAAAAAAUAUUUGUUUGGCAAUGAUAUUAAUAUACCCCGGGGCGGUAUGGAGAGCGCAUCUUUCUUUAAGGAUGGUAUGAUUGACGAUUGGGACUCAUUUGAAAAAAUGUUGGAGUUUGCUUAUGACACAUGUUUUCACUCACGUUCCGAACACCAUCCCAUUCUCAUUUCGGAACCGGCGUGGAAUGUAAGAAGGAAACGCGAACAAUUGACAGAACUUAUGUUUGAAAAGUUCAAGGUUCCAGCAUUUUUUUUAGUAAAAAAUGCUGCCUUAACCACGUUCGCAAACAGACGCACGACUGCGUUAGUGAUUGACAGUGGAGCAACUCAUACCUCAGCAGUUCCAGUCCAAGACGGAUUCGUUCUGUCACGUGGCAUUGUGCGAACUCCACUUGCUGGCGAUUUUUUGACUACACAGUGUGGAGAAUUGCUGAAGGGAUUUGCUGUUGAAGUUGUCCCACCCUACAUGGUUGCAUCAAAGGAAGCUGUUGCCAAAAACGAGAAGUCCAAGUGGAUGAAACACUCAAAUCUGCCUGCAGUCACUACAUCAUGGCAUAAAUUUAUGAUUAAAAGGGUAUUGCAGGAUUUUCAGGCAAAAGUUUUAGAAGUGAGCAGAUCACAGCUGCACGAAGAAAUUUAUGCCUGUAUACCACCAGCAACAUAUGAAUUUCCAGAUGGGUACUGUCAGGAUUUUCAUGAAGAACGUAUGCAAAUCCCAGAAGCAUUAUUUAAUCCAGAAAUGUUCCAACUAAGUCCAUCAUUGGGAAUUGGCUACGUUGUUAAAAAAAGUGUGUCAAGAUGCGAGGCAGAUGUAAGAGCAGCAUUGUAUAGUAAUGUAGUCAUUGCAGGUGGUAAUUCUUUGCUAAAGGGUUUUCCAGAACGUUUGUGUACUGAGUUGGCACAUAGAACGCCAAGCAGUAUGCGUUUGAAGGUCAUCCAUGGUGGUAGAAGUCGACGUAUUAGUUCCUGGAUUGGAGGGUCAAUUGUUGCUUCUUUGGGAACUUUCCAGCAAAUGUGGAUCUCAGCACAGGAAUAUGAAGAUGCUGGAAAAAAUGUGGUUGAGAAGAAAUGCCCAUGAAUUUCCAAGAACUGUUGGUAAAGAAGUUGAAUGCCGCAUGCAAAUAUCACAUGAUCAAGGAGAAACAAGACCUUGAUUUACGUAAUUGUUAUAUUAAGUACGUGAUUUACUUAAAAGGCGAAAAGAAACAGUAUCAUUCUGUGUGUGUGUGUAUGUGUGUGUGUGUGUGUGUGUGUGUGUGUGUGUUUGAGUUUGUGUUUUUUACACAUUUUGGUUGUGUUAUUUGUAGGUUGCUAUGUACCUUGUUGCACUGUCGACAACAGCUGUUACAUUUGUAGGCACUUCACUUCAGUGUGACAUUUUAAAUGUAUAGCUGAGUGCUUUUUGUAUGUGACAAGGGACAGCAACCUAUUGCAUUUUCAGACUGAUAAGUGAUCUUUUACACCCAAAUACUCAUGCAGGUUUCCUCAUCUAUUUGCAGUAAACUAGUCUCAUUAUGGCAUUUUUUUUCUU